AUGGAGAGUCCAACGUCUCCCAAACCCACAAUGUCCACGGAAAGCGAGUCGUCAGACACGGCCAGCGAAGCCGAGCCAUUACCAGCAAGACCAGCGGCUAGCUAUGUCAGACCUCCGAUGCGCCCUUCGACGGCGCCAUCCGAAGAGAUCUCCGGCAGCGUCUUUCUCAUAUCCGAGUCUGGCGAGCUUCUGAAGCUGCCCAUACCUUCGAACUCGCCGCGCGACCCGCUGGCAUGGACCGUCAAAACCCGAAUCGCCGCCCUCAUCAGUGUGUGCUUAUUCUCCAUGACGGCAACGGUCACACUCAACCUGCCCACUGGCAUGCAGAUUGGUCUAGCACUCGAGUUCCCAGACGAAACGCUUAAGCCUCUCGGUGCCAGGUCGCUGAGGUCCGUCAUGACCUUUUCUGCUGGUAUGGGAUACAUCAUUGCCACGCCCCUCUCCACGGCCAUUGGACGACGGCCUGUCGUGCUCAUCGCUUCGGCCACGGUAACACUCAUGACUCUAUGGGCUGCGAUGGCGGGAAACUUCUACCAGCUCAUGGCUGCUACUUGCAUUCAGGGUAUUUCGGGAGGUGCUACAUAUGCUGUGGCAAUACUGAUCAUUGUGGACGCGACCUUCAUUCACGAGCGGCCCUAUGCAUUUGCCGUCUUUUGGGCUUUCGGGACCUUCUUCGUCAACUGUCUUCACAUGGCAUUGCCGUUUUUCUUGAAGCCCAGCGUGCUCUGGCGCCCUGUGUACCUCGCAUGGUGUGGAGGCCUGCUGGCCGUCUUCAUCAUAUCCUACUGCUUCAUCCCCGAGACGUAUUUCAUCCGGCCCGCCGUUGCCCUGAACGGUAGGGUCCUGGUGCAGAGCAGCACAGAGAAGGUUCGCAUCUAUGACAGCUGGGAGGCGGUGCCCUGCGGGCCCGACUGCCCACACAACCACGACGAGACUCCAGGUCCGUCCGACUGGGCCCUGCGACGCAAGAUUGAGCGCGCGCCAGGCACGCAGUGGGAGUCAGGCUUGGUGGUGUACGCGCAGAUGCUGCUGUGCAUGUGCAACCCGCUGCUGGUGUGGGUCUCGCUGCUCUCGGCGACGAUCCUCAGCGGCGUCAUCUUCACGACGCUGAUGCUCGAGGAGCACUUUGAGCACAAUCUGCCGCGCGACGAGGUGAGGAUGUCGGGCGUGUACCGCGGCGCGGCGGCCAUCGUCGGGUCGCUCCUCGCCAUCCCGGCGUCGGGUCCGCUCAUCAGCCUGUCGAUCAGGUACUUCACGCUGCGCAACGGCGGCACGCGGCACGCCGAGGUGUACCUCCCGGGCUUCGUGCUCCCGGUGCUCUCGAGCGCCCUCUGCCAGGUCCUUCUUGCCAUGGGGUCCAGCUCGGGCGGUUCGGCCGUGCUGUACUACGUGUCGUACGGGCUCUGCAUGUUCAGCUACGUGUCGGGCGAGGUGGCGGUCGUCUUGUGGAUCAUCGAGGCGUUCCCGCCGUGGGCGUCGGCGUCGCUGGCGGUGCAGUACUUUGUGCGGGACAUGGUGGCGUUUGGAAUCGGAAUCAACCUCAUGGCGUGGGUGAAGAAGGAGGUCAGCGUGCAGUCGAGCCUCGUGAUUCUGGCGCUGGUGCUGGUCAUUGGAGCGCUUGCGGUGCCGAUUGUGUUUUGGGGCAAGACGGUGCGGCAGUAUAUUCACGGAAAAUGGAGCGAGUCGACCAAAGGGGCGAUUCGGCCUCGAUGA
Molecule: messenger RNA, 1713 nt
Organism: Verticillium dahliae VdLs.17
Lineage: Eukaryota; Fungi; Ascomycota; Sordariomycetes; Glomerellales; Plectosphaerellaceae
Exons: 3
Coding region: 1-1713 (570 amino acids)
Biological process (GO): transmembrane transport
Molecular function (GO): transmembrane transporter activity
Source: RefSeq, a predicted model, not a curated record